Molecule: messenger RNA, 7533 nt
Organism: Equus caballus (horse)
Lineage: Eukaryota; Metazoa; Chordata; Mammalia; Perissodactyla; Equidae
Source: RefSeq, a predicted model, not a curated record
GAAAAAAAACAUAUGAAAAAGUGCUCAACAUCGUCUGUCAUUAGAAAGUGCUGAGUAAGACUGCAAUGUGAUACCACUUCACAACCACUAGGAUGGCUGACGCUAACAAAACUGACCAUACCAGACGUGGGGGAGGCUGGGGAGCAGGUGGACUCUGAGACACUGCUGGGGGGGAGUCUAAAAGGGGAUGGAAACCAGUUUUCAGUUUCUUAAGAAAUUAAUCAUAUACCCCUACCACUUGGCCCAGUCACUCCACUCCUCAGUAUUCACACAAGAGAAAUGAAAGCACACAUCCAUGCAAAGACCUGUCCACAACGUUCACUGCAGCUUUAUGUGAAGAGCCAGAAACUCAGACUAACUCAAAUGUCCACGAGCAGUGGAUGGAUAAACACGUGUGGCAUAUCCACCCAAUAGAACACUACUUGCCAAUAAAACAAGUGUUACUGACAAAUUCAACUAGAGGAAUCUCAAAGUAACAGUGCUGAGUCAAAAAAGCCAGACAAAAAAUAAAUACUGCAUGAUUCCAUUUAUGUGGAAUUCUAGAAAAUGCAGAUUAAUCUACAGUGGCAGAAAGCAAAUAAAAAUGGCCUGGGAUGCAGGAGGGCGGCCAGGGAGAGGCACGGUGGGGACGAGAGGGAGGGACUACAGAGAACCAUGAGGUAACUUGUGGAAGCAAGAGAAAUGUUCAGUAUCUUGAUUGUGGUCAUGAUUUCACAGAUACACGUAAAAACUUUAAUUGUACACUUGAAAUAUGUGUGGUUUAUUUUAUGUCACUUAUACCUCAAUAAAGUUGUAAAAAAUUAAAUAGGCAGAAAAAAAGAAAGAAAACCCAGAGCCUCGGAUUUAGCAAUGCAGAGUCAUUCGGGCACCAUGCCAGAGUGAACCAGUCAGUGAGUGUGGGGACAGCAAAUUGCGGCAAGCCCAGGGACGGCAACUGCUGAUUCUAGAAUGACUGCAGACUGCGUAAUUCCCAAAAUGCUCGCUGCACCAAAAACCUGUAGAAAUAAGGUAUAACAUACCUUUAAACAUAUGCUCUUAAAUAAGCCAUAGUUGGAUUCACAAAAAGAAAGGGAAAUUCCCAGGGUGGAAGCAAUAGGAAGAGCUGAAAAAGGAUGAAAUAGGUAGAAGAAAGCAAGCCAGAUACAUCAAUGACCACAAUAUAUCCUAGCUGGUUAAAUUCUCUGGUUUAAAAGUGAUUGAAAUGUUGGAUUUUGAAAGCCCAGCUAUAUGUUAGUUAUGAGAAACACACUUAAGAAAUAUAGAAAGAUUGAAAAUAAAGCAAUGGAAAAAUAUAUACUAGGCAAAUACCCAAAGAAAGCUGGUAGAGGUAUAUUAAUAUUAGAGAAGACAGCCUUUAAAGGAGAAAUCUUCCUUAGGGGUAAAGAGGGUCACUAUGUAGUAAUACAAAGACCACUCACCGGGAAGAUGUAUCCCUUCUGAACUUGUUCACACACCUGCUAACAUGACACUGAAGUACAUAAGUCAAAAGAGGGCAGGAUUAGAGGAGAAAAUGGACAAAUGCACCCCUGCAGUGGGUGAUUUCAACACACUUCUCUUAAUAGCAAGUGAAAAACUAGUCAAAUUACUGAUGAUUUCAAUACAACUGAUCUAAUGAACACUUCCUAGAGCCUGCGUGCACCAUAGAGAAUAGACAUUCUUUCCAGCACCCAUGAGACACUUAUGAGACAGACCUCGUGCUAUGCCAGAAAGCUAGUUUCAACUAAUUGCAAAGACUCAAUAUCAUACAGACCACACUCUCUGAGUAGAAUGUAAUUAAAUAGAAAUCAGAAACAAAAGGAUAACUAAAACAUGCUUCUAAAUAAAUCAUGGGUCAAAGAGCAUAUCAUAAUGUUAGAAAAAAAUUAAAAUUGCAAAAUAAUGCAAAUAUCACAUAUUAAAACUAACCACGCGUGACGGAAGUUGUAGUUAGAAGGGAUAUUAUGUCCUGUCCUCAAAUACUAAGAUUUUUGUAAAAAGUGAAUGGGAGAUGAGGAAGCAUGGAGAUUAAAUGUAAACUGUGUCAAUGAGGAUCUGAGAAGGGAGAGGACGAAGGAGGGCAGGAAUUCCCAUCCAGGGAGGUUGGUUGCCAGGGACAGCAGAGAGGACAGAAGUGAAAGUUAGGAGGGAUGGCGUGGGAUGCUGGAGCCUGUUUGUGAACACCAUUCUCAUCUCCCUGAUGUACUGUUUGUCACCACUUCACCAGUCUGUGCAAAAACCCACUGCAGCUCUGUUUCCUACAGAAGGCAGCCCACACAUGUUGCCCAGUGUUUGAAGCCACACAUAGUUAUAGAAAUAAGACAGGAAGGGCCAGGCCUGUGACAACCUACAGAGAGCUUUUCUGCUUACAAAGAUUCUCACCCCACAAAAAACUGAACUUCAGCAGAAAGAAUAGCUUGGCCUCUGGAUUGCACCCCGAGCCAUCCCUCAGGGAUAAGCCGGGAAAUAUAUGGACUAAUGCCAAGGAAUUAUGUGAGGAUUACUUUUGAGUCAACUCAGGAAGAAAAUAUUCUUUCUUCAUGAGAUUUAGAAUCUAAUAGUCAACCAAAGCAAAUGCUUUUUUUAAAAAAAUGUACUCUUCAUGUUUCAGCAUAUACACUUGAAGCAGUAUUAAUCCUGCUAUUCCGGUGCUUUUACAUAAACUACACCAAGUUUGUAAUCUGGGAGAGUUAUUUUUUUAUUCCACAAAGGCUUUUAUUUUCAUUGAGACAGAGUGCAACCUCUUGCCAAAAUACCUGGAACUCAAAGAAAGGUUUGACCCUCAGCAGGACCCAGCCAGGGAGCCCAGUCCCUUGGCUGCAGCCCAUGAUGCUGAGCAGGGGACAGGAAUGAGCCCUCUGGCACUUUGGCAGAGUCAAUGUCCAGAUCAUUGUCACCUGGAACUUGGGACUUUGGAAUUCUCUGGGCUUGAAGCCUGCGAAUAUUGAUGCCAACAUGAGUCCAUAAAGUUACACCAAGCUAUGACAACGUUGAAAGGACUACUCAAACGCUUUACAGGCAGGAGGUCAGCUCUCAGUUUAAUAGCACCGUUGGCAAGAUGACGGAACAGAGGUGCUCUUAAAGGCAGGAGUUGCUGAGCAGGCGCGCUCUGCAGGGCCUGUAGCCGGCCGUCUCCAUUCACUUGUUCGUGACAAUGCAAAUUUGCCAUUGCAUAUCCUCUGUGCUUGCCAAGGCAUGUUCACAUCCGAAUCUUGCUCGCCCUUGCCGUGAUGUGGGAGGUCUGUAGACCGAGGCUGUUAUUCCUGCUGUACAGUCGAGGCGCCUGGCACCUGGGAGCCGCGCGACGGGAGCAAGUGCCUGCGGUGGACUCGUGGGAGACCCUGGCUUCCUUAGCUCUUCUCUCCUCGUGGACACCACAAAACAUCCACACAGGCCUCCUUCCCAAAUGACUCCAGAACCAGGUGCACAUCUGCCAGGUGAAGGUGAGAUCGAAGAUAAGCAGCUUCACCCUUCUCCUGCAGAACCAGAGGAACAGGGAUGCAGCCAGGAAACAGAGCAUGACGAUUUUGAGACACUGUCCCACCAAAGUGAAAGUCAAUCAGACUCAAAAACUGACCCCUUUGAAAGUGCUUCCGACACAGAGUCGCUGCCUGGUGACCUCACAGGCAGACUCUGCCUCCCUCCAAGUGGCACCUCUGUGGACACAGAUGCACCCUGGGGAUGCCCUGACAUCCCAGCAGCCAGACCUCCUCGAGAGCAGCAUUCGACUGGUGUCCCUGGGCUUAUUCCAAAGGAAGAACGAGAUUUGUCUCUUGACUUCAAGGAAGAGUCUUACAAAAGUGGGUUCCGAGCCUUUCCCGCAGUUGCUGGAGAAGGGAAGGCAGAACACCUUGGUGACAGCGUGGCCAGCCUGGCGCAGAAGGCUUCGCUGGCAGGGGCUCCUCACCCCACAGAGGGUGCCACAGGCAGCCACAGCCUCCAGCCACCAAAAGUAGUGACUGUACAAGACCUGAGGGGGCUCUCCAUUUUUUCUCGUCAGAAAUCCAGGUCUGAGAGUUGUCUCCGCAUCCGGGGGGCCUGGUCCUUCCUUCCCCCGUGCUGUGACCUGUGCCGGAGCUGGCCACGCAUCCACAGCGGGGCCAGGGGACCAGGGCUGCCUCUCAGAGGCCCGCUGGACAGCGUAGCCUCUCCGGGAGCCAGGACAGAGAAGGGAAGUACUCCAGUGCUGGCAAUGAACACAGACUUGCUCUGCUCCCCGCCCUGCCUUGAUGUCCCCUGCCAGCUUCCUUUAGGGACAUCUUGCCUGCUAUAUGCCAAGCUUUGCCAUAGUGCCCCAGAAAAUAUUGACAAGGGCAGGGCAUCCCCAGGGCACCACUGUCAGCACAUGAGGACAUUGACCAGGGUCCACUCCAUAGGAGGGCUUCCCUUAAGAUACCCUGAGGGGCCUCCAGGGAAGAACUUUGUGAAGUUUGGGACUCAUUUGAAGGAAAGGACAGAAACAGAACGAGAUCCAAGAACACAAAACCUUCUUCACCCUGUUCACACCCUACCGUCUCACUUGCUUCCUGGUUCCCAAAGGAGGGCUCCCUAUUUGCAAGAUCGGUACAAACCCAGUGCUCUUGGCUGGAAAAGGGCCUUUCAGGACAGGCCCUCUGAACAUCUCUGGCUGGAAAACCAGUUGGGACGGGAUUCUAGGUCCUGCCCAGUUUCUUCAUGCCUUACUGAGGAGCUGGUGAGCCUCCCUGCAGAGGAAGUGCCAGCGCCUGCAGAGUGCAAGUCGGAACACAGCCCAGAAAUCAGACCCGAGGAAGCCCAAGGCACUGGCCCUGCACCAAACGCUGCUGUGAAUGAUAAACAAAGGCACCUUCAGGAUAUUUCUGUUGAGGCAGGAAACCAAACCAGUAAUUCCACAUCAAACUAUGUUCUUAGUGAGAAAAGAAAGCCACCUGCUAGGGCCAAGUUUUCACAUCACUCCAGCAAUAGCGGGUCACAGGUGUGGAACAGAGCCUGCAUGGGUUGCACCACAGUGAGUGAAUGUUCAGACACCCCGGAGACCACCCUGAAAUCAAGUGCAACAGACACUUCAAAGGAAGCAGAAGACGUGAUGGUUCUAGACCCCAACUGCAUGAAAAAUGUCUUGCAGGGUUUUUCAGAAAUAACAGCAGCCACCGUGUGUCACUGGGGGUGUGAGGAGUGUGAACAGGGGCCUGAGCGUGGUGCCACGCCCUUGGCGGAGGGCCUGCAGCUGGAGCCCAAAGCAGACACAUCUUCCAGGGGAAGGUGCACACUCAUCAUUAUAGCUGUUGAGCAGAAGGGUCUGCAGGCCACCAGGAGGAAAGUGGGUCCUCUUCCAGAAACGCAGUCCCAUGAGUUUCUGGAGGAAAGACCAGAACCUCCCCGCAGAGUUGGCGCGACUCCCUGGGAGUCUCCCAGGGCUGGGAAACCACAAACCUAUGGCGAUCAGUGUGAGCUGCCAGCAGCCCGCAGACCGGGAGGGGUUGAUGGGGCUCUUCAGCCAGCGGCCCAAGCCGCAGAGCCUGCGGGGGGACAUAAGGUCCCCCAAGCUGCUUCAGAAGAGAGGACCCCGGGUAGAGGAGAGAUUUGUUCCCAGGAGCGCGCUGGGGGUGUGCUGAGCACAGAGGGGUCUGCGGACGAGAAACCGCCUGGGGCGGGCCAGAGCCCGGGGCCUGGGGCCAACAGGGAGGACGCUGCCAGGGCGCCCGGCCCCCGGCCCGAAGACGCACGCGGGACCCGCGCCCCCGCGGUCCUGCCGCGCGCACUGCCCCGCCGGCUCGGCGAGGCUUCGCGGGGGCCCGGCCGGCGCCUGGCGCCCCACGAGGUGACCUCCCUCGGGAGGAGCGAGCCCUCGGCCGCCGCGGGCCCCAGAGGGGGCGCCGGCGCGCAGGGAGCCGGGCGUCCGCAGCCCACCCGCGCCGUGGCCUCCGCAGGCCUCGAGGAGCCCCGCGCCAGGGAUCUGAGCGCUGCGGCCGGCAGGCAGGGGGCGUCCGGCGGGGCCGGGACCUCUCCACUCACGGCGGCCGCGAGCGCCUCUCCGAAGAUGGCCCUCCAGGGCGCAGGCGAGGGAGCCGCAGGGCUGAGAGAAGGGGGCCACGUGGAGACGCCAGGGGACCUCGGUAGCAGGAGAACGUCCUCAGAAAGCUGCGACGCCAAGAGACUCAAAACUCCACAGAAGAGGCUCAGGGCAAGGUUGUCCUUAGCUCAUAAGACCUUUGCAAAUUUUUUUGAGUCAAAAGUUGUAGAGAAAGAAGACACUGGUGAAUGUUCCCCAGGUUCUGUCAAGGGCCAGAAGGAGAGGAGCAGGCCGCGCCAGAGUUCCUGGCGUUCAUUUCUGAAAAGCAAAGACGCACAACGCCCAAAAAGGCCCUCUUCAGUGAGUCUGGUUGCAGGACAGGAGAUCCCAAAUCCCCUCCGACCUUCCCCACCAGGGAUCAACAGCCACUGCGUGGAGCAGGCAGGGGACAAGGAGAGCUAUGUUGUUAGAGAUCACUGGGCACCCUCUCAGUCCCCCACACCAGUGUCAACCAGCAGUUUGGUCUCUCCAGAUAACAGGAGAAAAAGUGAACCAACCAUCAAAUGUACAAGCCCCCAGGAAAGUGGUAGGUACCUGCCUUCAGCUAUCUUUCCUGCGAAGUCCUGGCUGAUCUCGCCCGUCAACCCUCAUGUCCAGCAGGCUGGGAUGAGCCACACCCUCCCCUCCAGCUCUGCUUGUUGCUUGGCAUAUGGCAGCCAAGGCAUGCCCUGCAAACCCAUGACCCCCAAGCCCUGGAGCGCCAGGCCUGGUGCUCAGCGGGCAGAUUUCCACUCCAUGGUUUCUCUUGGAAGUUACCGCGAUGUGGAUAGCAGCUCAGAGGCCCCUGAAAGGCCCAAGACCCCCAGGGCAGGGACAAGCCUCCUACUUUCUCUGCAGACAGGAGACCAGGAUGACCAGAAGGAAGAGAGGGAGGAAAGACGCCAGCAUCACCAUGGCCUGAGCACAGCCCCAUCGCUCAGGGAGCUUCCUGGCAGUGAGAACCACAUGCCGUGGGAAGAACAACCAGGCAAGAAGCCCAGUUGCUCCCUCGGUCAGAAAGCUUUUCACAUUGAGCCAGCCCAGAGACCAUUCUCUACCACUGAGAUGGUGACAUGGACCCUCCCCUCUGUCUCUGCUGAGGACGUCCCCAGGGAGACUCCUCCAGAACCCAGAAGCAUGCCUCAGCACUCACACAGUUUAGAUGAGCUGUGGCUGGAGAAGACGCAGAGGAGGAAGCUGAAGCAGCAGGCCCAGGUUGAAAGGAAGAUGCAUGCAGGGAUAGCACAUGAAGAUGGAGUGCAGUGUUGGAGGAAGAUGACUGUUACCUCUCCAGAGACUCUGAAUUUGCCUAGAAGAAGCCAUCCCUUCUCCCAGAGUGCUCCAACAGGACUGAACCACCUGUGCUGGCCGGAGGACAGACCGGACACUGGUGAGUUAGGUGCCUCUCUCUUUUGUUUUACACUUGGAUGUCCUGGAAAGAAGGUCAAGAAGUAAGAGUGUGUUGUAGACUGCUGUGUUUACUUGUCUGGCAGAAGUAGCUUGAAGGUGAUCAAGAUAAACCAUUG